AUGAAGUGUCACUACGAGGCGCUGGGGGUGCGGCGCGACGCCAGCGAGGAGGAGCUCCGGAAGGCCUAUCGGAGGCUGGCCCUGAAAUGGCACCCGGAUAAGAAUCUGGAUAAUGCCGCAGAAGCAGCUGAGCAGUUUAAGUUAAUCCAAGCAGCGUAUGACGUGCUGAGUGACCCUCAGGAAAGAGCGUGGUACGAUAACCACAGAGAGGCUCUGCUCAAAGGCGGGCUCGCUGGGGAAUAUCAGGAUGACAGCUUAGACCUGCUUCACUUCUUCACCGUGACCUGCUACUCUGGCUACGGAGACGAUGAGAAGGGCUUUUACGCGGUGUAUCGGAACGUGUUUGAACUGAUUGCGAAGGAAGAGCUGGAAUCGAUGCUGGAGGAGGAUGCGGAGGACUUCCCGACCUUUGGGGACUCCCAGAGCGACUACGACACGGUGGUCCACCCCUUCUACGCUCACUGGCAGAGCUUCUGCACCCAGAAGAGCUUCGCUUGGAAGGAGGAAUAUGACACCCGACAAGCUUCCAACCGCUGGGAGAAGCGCGCCAUGGAGAAAGAGAACAAAAAGACUCGGGACAAGGCCAGGAAGGAGAAGAACGAGCUUGUGCGGCAGCUGGUGGCUUUCAUCCGGAAGAGGGACAAGCGGGUGCAGGCGCACCGCAGGCUGGUGGAGGAGCAGAACGCCGAGAAGGCGCGCAAGGCCGAGGCGAUGCGGCGGCAGCAGAAGCUGCAGCAGGCCAAGCUGGCCGAGCAGUACAAGGAGCAGAGCUGGAUGACGAUGGCCGACCUGGAGAAGGAGCUCCGCGAGAUGGAGGCGCGCUACGAGAAGGAGUUCGGAGACGGCUCCGAGGAGGACGAAGGGGAGGAGCAGGAGCCCAGAGACGGGCCGGAUGGGAGGGACAGCGACGAGGCCGAUGGCGUGGAGCUCUAUGAGGGACUGUACUGCCCAGCGUGCGACAAAUCCUUCAAGACGGAAAAGGCCAUGCGGAAUCACGAGAAGUCCAAGCGGCAUCGGGAGAUGGUGGCCUUGCUGAAACAGCAGCUGGAGAAGGAGGAAGAGGGCUUCUCAGGGUCUCAGAUGGAUGAGAAUCUGUGGAAUGCCAACUCUGAGGAAGAGGCGGAGGACGCACCCAAACAAAAGCUUUCUAAGAAACAGAAGAAAAAGAAGCAGAAACCAGUACAGAAUUAUGAUGAUAAUUUCAAUGAAAAUGGAACAGGAGAAGGAGUAAAAGUUGAGCCAGAAGGUACCAACUUAAAUCAAGACAGUGCCAAAGAAUUGAAAGCUGAUCCCCAAGACAGUGUCAGUGUCACAGAGGCUGGCCAGCUGUGUGAGGACCCGAAAAGUGAAGCCAGCAGUGUUCCUAAACCCCGGGGAAAGAAAGCCAAAGAUCCGAAGAGACCCGUCAGAGCGCCUGCUGAGCCGCAGGCCCUGAGUGACGUUCCGAUCAGCUGUACCACCUGCCGCAGAGAGUUCCCCUCCCGGAAUAAACUGUUUGACCACCUAAAGGCCACGGGGCAUGCGAGAGCGCCCGCGUCGUCGUCUUUAAACGCCGUGACGAGUAGUCGAACCAAGAAAGACAAACGCAAAAACAGAUAG
This is a messenger RNA of Pipistrellus nathusii (Nathusius's pipistrelle), 1599 nucleotides long. NCBI's taxonomy places the organism in Eukaryota, Metazoa, Chordata, Mammalia, Chiroptera, Vespertilionidae. The record is from the annotation of a GenBank genome assembly.